UUCUCCAGUUGACUCAGGCAGACAGUGGUUAGUGACAAAAAUAAGAUGGAGGGGAUAAUAGGGAACGACAAGAGUUCGUGUUCGAGUUCGAGUACAGUUCCGGGUCCUUGUCUGAGCAAGUACGUGGAUCCAUCGAGCGAAGAGUCUCACAGAUACUAUCUAGCGCGGCGGAACGCGUUGGAGAUGCUCAGAGACAGAGGAUAUGAAGUCUCCCUCGAAGAUAUCAAUCUCUCUCUCCAAGAUUUUCGAACUGUUUACGGCGAACGUCCCGACGUUGACCGUCUCCGUAUCUCCGCUUAUCAUCGCUCCGAUUCUUCCAAUAAGGUGAAGGUUGUCUUUUUUGGUACUGGUAAGGUUAAAGUCAACACAAUCCGGAGUGUUGCAGCAGAGAUACUUAGCCAAGAGACCAUAACCGGGCUGAUACUGGUUCUCCAAAACCAAGUAACCGAUAAAGCCUUGAAAGCCAUUGAGCUUUUCACUUUCAAGGUCGAGAUAUUCCAGAUAACCGACUUGCUAGUCAACCUAACCAAACACGUACUGAGCCUCCGUCAUCGUGUUCUGACUGAUGGAGAGAAGAAAGCACUUCUCAAGCAGUUCAACAUCGAGGAAAAACAGCUUCCUCGGAUCUCAAAGAAAGACGCGGUUGUGCGGUACUACGGAUUAGAGAAAGGACAAGUUGUGAAAGUGAGUUACAGGGGAGAACUCACCGAGUCCUAUGUUGCCUACAGAUGUGUGUGGUGAAGUGCAACCAAUUAAAAACAAAAAAAUAACAUUUUGUUUGCUUAUUUUCGGCAAAAAAAACUUCUGUAAGAUGUUUUGUAGGUUAAGAUCCUUUGCUUUAAGGACAAGACUAAGUUUUUGAAGUAAAAAAAAUGUAUUAAAGAUUCUUUGCUUGUUCUUGAAAACAUUUCCCAUUAUGUUCUACCCUUAAAAAGAACAGUUUCU
Messenger RNA from Brassica napus (rape), 945 nucleotides. Its product is annotated as DNA-directed RNA polymerase V subunit 5A. Gene Ontology annotation, molecular function: DNA-directed RNA polymerase activity; DNA binding. Gene Ontology annotation, biological process: DNA-templated transcription. Bases 46 to 741 code for a protein of 231 amino acids. The record is from RefSeq and is a predicted model, not a curated record. The transcript is spliced from 4 exons. Lineage: Eukaryota; Viridiplantae; Streptophyta; Magnoliopsida; Brassicales; Brassicaceae.